UUAUAGAUAUGAAUUUAUUUACUUAUGAACAACUGUAUUCUAGCUUUCUCAACAAGAAUUUGUUGAAUUCAGAUUGAUCGAAUUGCACGUGUGGCUUUUGAGAUCGCUCGAAAGCGACAGAGCAAACUAUGCUCCGUUGACAAAGCAAAUGUUUUGGAGGCAUCCAUGCUUUGGAGGAAAAGAGUGAACGAAAUUGCAUCAGAAUACUCUGAUGUACAACUCUCUCACAUGUAUGUUGAUAACGCAGCAAUGCAAUUGAUUCGAGAUCCAAGACAGUUCGAUACGAUAGUUACAAACAACAUCUUUGGUGAUAUAUUAUCUGAUGAGGCUUCCAUCAUUACUGGAAGUAUCGGAAUGCUUCCCUCUGCUAGUGUCAGUGAAUCGGGACCUGGUCUUUUUGAACCAAUUCAUGGGUCAGCUCCUGAUAUUGCAGGGCAGGACAAAGCAAAUCCAUUAGCGACGGUGCUCAGCGCUGCCAUGUUAUUGCGAUAUGGUCUUGGUGAAGAGAAUGCUGCAAGGAGGAUUGAGGCUGCUGUGAUAGAAACACUUAAUAAAGGUUUUCGAACUAGUGAUAUACAUUCUUCUGGAAUGGUGCUUGUGGGUUGCAAGAGAAUGGGAGAGGAAGUACUGAAAUCUGUGGAUUCAAAGAAUCCCAUUGUUGCUAUAAGCUGAGAUAAGUUACUUACAGGUAACAAUUCUGCGGGGAAGAAUCUUAUUGUUGAAUUAUGUUUUCUUGAUUUAUGUCAUCUGUUAUUGUUGGAAUGAUCCUGAUUGAUAUCUUUCUACUGUAAGAGCUAAGUAAUGAAUGAAUUUUUGUAGGCAGUAGUUUUCUAUGAAUAAAAAGGUAAUAAUCCACUUUUGGUUAUUGAGAUUUAAUGGAUAUUUGAA
Molecule: messenger RNA, 888 nt
Organism: Dendrobium catenatum
Lineage: Eukaryota; Viridiplantae; Streptophyta; Magnoliopsida; Asparagales; Orchidaceae
Product: 3-isopropylmalate dehydrogenase 3, chloroplastic-like
Exons: 6
Coding region: 166-672 (168 amino acids)
Biological process (GO): L-leucine biosynthetic process
Molecular function (GO): 3-isopropylmalate dehydrogenase activity; NAD binding; magnesium ion binding
Source: RefSeq, a predicted model, not a curated record